Molecule: messenger RNA, 6782 nt
Organism: Venturia canescens
Lineage: Eukaryota; Metazoa; Arthropoda; Insecta; Hymenoptera; Ichneumonidae
Gene: SRPK
Product: SR splicing factor protein kinase
Exons: 6
Coding region: 1325-3199 (624 amino acids)
Biological process (GO): regulation of mRNA processing; peptidyl-serine phosphorylation; spliceosomal complex assembly
Cellular component (GO): cytoplasm; nucleus
Molecular function (GO): protein serine/threonine kinase activity; ATP binding
Source: RefSeq, a predicted model, not a curated record
CAAAAACAAAGACGUGCUUUUAUGACAUUAUAAUUUUGUUAUGUCAAAGAAAAGCUCGUUACAUUUCGUUUCUAUCAUCAUGAAUAAAUUUGUUGAAAAUCAACAGUGUAAAAUGAGAAUGAAUUAUGAGAGAAGAAUGAGCCGUGGAGCGCUGUAGCACGGUGCAUUUUGUAUGAAACGGAACGCCGAGACGCCUCCGAAGUGUUUUUAUCCGUAUUUUCUAGUGUUUAUCGUAGUGUGUGAUUUUGUUGCGAUCGGACAAGAGCGGCAUUUCUCUGCUCCGUGUCCAUGAAAAGCGGCCAUACUCAAACAACCGCCGAACGAGGAUCGAGGAAGCGAAGGGCAGAGCGAGAGAGUAGUAGCAUGGAAGGGAGCAAGAGUUGGGAAUUGGGAAAGUCAGAGAGUGUGUGUGUGUACUGACUAGAAUAAUGGUUAUAUAGGAUUACAUUUUGUAAGUAACGAAAAGAUACGCGAGAAGAAAAACAAAACAACAUCCGUUUUAUUUAAAGACUUGUCUACAAAUAAAAUAGUCUGUUUUUGACAUUGCUGCGGUAAAAUCGGCAAAACCAGAAAGACACUGACGGAGAAAAAAAAAGAGGGAGCGAUACAGCCACUCGAAAUCACAGCCGACGAAGAGUACGACGUUAAACAUCCCUACAGUGCCAUCUCGAAGUUUUGCGGAAAUCUGGGAUAAUUUUCGCUCAGCUUACGCGAACGGGAUACGUGAAAAAUCUUCAAACGCGUGAAAAUAAAAAUUAGAAAAACGGUGUAUUCCCCCUUCCCCCGGAAGUUCCCGAAAUCCGCGUUUUUUUUUUUUUUUUGGGAACAACGACAAGAUUGGAGGGACAUGAGAUUUGAGUAGAAAUCCGCAAAUCGCCGAUCCGUGUCCAGGUGACCGGAAUUCGUUCAAAAAGCGGCGUUGGGUGUUUUUUGUCAAUUUUUUAUUGUACGUUGACACUGCACGGUGUGCGCGUUGACAGGAUUUUUUCUUUUUUUCUCGCCGGACUAUUCGUCAGCUGAACUGAUGAAAACGUGUUGCCCGAUUUUUUUCCUCGUGGCACAAACGCAAUUACAGCAAUCGAGAGUGUAUAAGAUUAUGGUUGCUGCUUAAAAAGAGAAAUUUUCGACAUUUUUGACUGAUCUUCACGUGAAUAUCGAAACGAAGUUCUACAAAUCAACAGAAUCUACACCGACAGAGUAAUACUCUAGUAAAAAUUUGUUUUUAUUAUACUAGAGGUUUUUGGAAAUCGCAGGAACGGCGGCUCAGGAGCCCGGAAGUCCCAGCGGUGGCUCUGCCAAGACCAACCCAGUAACAACCAGGGGUAUGAGCGCCAAAGCUUAUGUAAACAGGCGAGUUCUCGCCAUACAAGCUAAAAAAAAGCGAUACAAGCCUGCCAAACGAAAGGGAAAAGGAAAUUCUCAAUCAGAUGCUGAAAACAGCGGAGCUCAUUGCUCAAAAACUGCACCUGCUAGACAGACUCAAGAUACCACAGGACAAAGGCAAUCUAAUAUGGAAAAUGGGAAUAGUUCUAGCAAUGAUUCUAUUGAGAUCGACGACGAAGUUUACAGCAGCGAAGAUGAAGAACAAGAGGAUAGCACAGAGUACUGUAAGGGUGGCUAUCAUCCUGUAAAGAUCGGAGACCUAUUUUUAAAUCGUUAUCAUGUUACACGAAAACUUGGUUGGGGUCAUUUCUCCACUGUGUGGUUGUGCUGGGAUUUGCAGGAUAAACGGUUUGUUGCUUUGAAAGUCGUUAAAUCAGCAUCUCAUUUCACUGAAACUGCUCUGGAUGAGAUAAAACUUUUGAAGGACGUACGCGAUACAGAUCCCAAUGAUCCAAAACGUAAUAAAACAGUACAGCUGUUGAACGAUUUUAAGAUCACUGGUAUAAAUGGUCUUCAUGUGUGCAUGGUGUUCGAAGUUCUUGGACAUAAUCUUCUCAAGCUUAUAAUCAAAUCAAAUUAUCGGGGUAUACCAAGGAAUAACGUUAAACGAAUAAUCAGACAGGUCCUCGAGGGUCUCGACUAUCUGCACAACAAAUGCAAAAUAAUUCAUACGGACAUAAAACCAGAAAAUGUGUUGAUAUGCGUCGACGAAACUUACAUAAGAAAUUUAGCCUUCAUCGCGACCGAGUUGCACUCAUUGGGUCUGAAGCUUCCAGUUUCUUUGAUCUCAACUGCACCCAAGGAAUUUCAGGAACCAGUUCCAAAUGCAAAAAUGUCAAAAAACAAAAAGAAGCGUUUGAAGAAGAAGGCUAAACGACAGAACGAGUUAUUGAAGAAGCAAAUGGAACAAAUUGAAGAGAUCGAAGAACAAUCGAAGACUACAACCAGUACGCGGGAAAACGGUGAUGCUGAAGCAAAUAGUCCGGAUCAAGAUCCGGAGAGUAUUGACGAGAAUUCAGAAAGCAAAGGUUCCCCCGAUAUAUCUGAACCUAAUACCUCACCACCCCAUGUUAACGGAGUCGAUGCACUUGCGAGUGGUGAAAAUGUCGAUAAUCCAUCGCUGGAAGAACCGCCUAAAUCGGAAAACGAUGAACUUGCGGGUGGUGAUAAAAUCUGUGAUGAUACUGCUCGUCCCAUAGAUUCGCAACAGACCGAGGAAAGAAGGACAGAAGGACGUAAUCACAAACCACCUGGACCGAAACAACUGAAGCGUGCUUCGGUUGCACCUCUCGAUCCAGCUCUUGUUGACUGCGAGCUUGAAGUCAAAAUCGCUGAUCUUGGUAACGCAUGUUGGGUACAUAAAAAGUUCACGGAAGACAUCCAAACUCGGCAGUACAGAUCUCUCGAAGUGUUGCUCGGCGCUGGUUAUGACACCUCUGCGGAUAUAUGGUCUACAGCUUGUAUGGCAUUUGAACUUGCAACUGGCGAUUAUUUAUUUGAACCUCACAGUGGAGCGGAUUAUUGCAGGGACGAGGAUCAUUUGGCCCACAUAAUCGAGCUAUUAGGGGCAAUCCCGCGUCGCAUUGCGUUGUAUGGAAGGCACUCGAGAAUGUUUUUCAAUAAAAAGGGUGAACUCAAGCAUAUUACGGGUCUAAAGCCCUGGGGGCUGUACGAGGUGCUUACAGAAAAAUACGACUGGUCGCCAAGUGAAGCUCGCGAGUUUGCUGAGUUCCUAACGCCGAUGCUUGAGUUUAAUCCGAGCGCCCGAGCUACUGCAGCCAAGUGCCUCAAGCAUCCGUGGCUCCAAAUUCAGUGAUCAUUUUUUUUCAUAACGUUUAAACGAUAGAAAACGAAAACCAACAAAACAAAAAAAUAAGAUAUGAAAUUUGUCAGUCGUUUACCACACAUUAAGGAGGAGACAAUUUUACAGAAAACAUACACACACUCGCACACAGAAUCCCACACACCCACCUACAUAUAAAAGCGCUCCUGAAAUGCCCGCCGAUAUAAACCGCGCCUAGCCGAGGGCGACCGAGUGGGAGCGUUGCAGAAUGGAGAAAAAUGAAGAAAAAGAAUGAAUAAUCCGAGAAAAAGAAAAAACGAAUGAUGAACACCUUCGGUACUGCGCAUAUCCAAUAAAUUAUAAAUGUCAGAAUAAAAGCUACGAAGCUUUGUCUCGAUCGAAUUGAAAACAUCAAGCGAAUUAAUAACGCCUUAAGAAUAAAACUAAGACGACAGAAUGGAAUGUAAUUAAAAUCAAAUUAUUACGGUUAAAUGCUUCGUCAAACAUUCCGCAAUUUUAUUAAGGGAUUUGUUCGGAUAUGAAUGAGUGAAGUGACAAGACGAUAUUUUCUCUCACCUGCUCUGCUCCCACGCGCGUCUCGCUCUCGCUCGGCUUUCCGUCAAUGAUGUAUAUUUAUUAUUACUAUUACAUUUUUGUUGAUCCGUACUAUCUUGUCUCUCUAUCUGUACAAUUUUUUUUUCGUUCAGCAAAAACGACUUAAAUUCGAACAUACGAACACAAUUAAUUUUCUAGUACUUCAUUUCUUAGAAAGAAAUAAUAACGCUUCGUUUUUUUCUUUCUAUCCUCAUCAUGCUCACAGGUUUCGCAUAAACAUUCUCAGUUAUAACGAAAGUGGUUGACUACCUGCAUAUACAAUGAAUUCAAACUUUUUUUGCCAAUCGAUUCUUCGGCGAUUCGAAUGGAUUUCUUCAGCCUGAUUAUCAAUACUCAAUAAAUUCCCGUUGACCGGUUACAGUGGUAUAAGUACCGAGAGUUUGCGUAUUAGGAUGAGACUAAAGGAACUGGAUAUAAACGAGACAGAAAGCUAGAAAUGGGGGAAAUGAGUGAAAGCGGUUGGUUGAGGCAACCGUGAAUUGUUCAUUAUCGAGAUGGUCCCCAAAUAUUUGCUGCUUGCAACAAGGACUCGUCUCCGAUUUUUCCUAUUUCUUUUUGUUUUCACUCUCCAUUGUAUCACUGCUAAAUUUUGUCGGCGCGUUGUGCGAGAACAUAAGUAGAGGGGAGAGAAAAAAAUACGAUGUACAACGUAGAUCAUAAGUUUUGUUUUAGGACGUCAGUAAGUUUUUUUUUCCCAAUUGGUGAGUGCUCAUUAUUCUUUCUCUGAGAUCGUCGCAACGGGAGAUUAAAUAAACGGCGGAUUUCGCCCGCCCAUUCUGCGAGCACUUCGAUCUUGUUCGAAUAUUCGAGCUAUUCGCGUCGAUCAUUUUUUCAUCGGCCACCUUGAAGUUGACAAGGAUUCAUAAUCCAAUCGGCAGUUUUGCCACAUUUGUACAGUAUAUACAAUUUAUUUAAAAACAACCAAAAAAAAAACAAAAAAAAACAUACAAAGACCGAAAAAAAGGAAAAAAAUUACAUAAAAAACCAAUACACGGAGGACACCAUAGAAAAUCAUGGCAAUAUUAUUAAAUAAAAGUGUUUAGGAAUCUCCGGUGAAUAUUUCGCUACGAUUAAUAAAAUUGCUAUGAAUUCCCUGUAGUGUUAUCCGGCUAUGACAGAUCGGAUUGGUUGAGAAUAAUAGAUGAAGAAAAAGUGUAUUUCUUGGACGAUUGGGGGGGUUGGGGAGGGGGAGUGUAAAACACCAUUUAAUAUUUCUAUCGUAGGCAAAUCUAACGUACGCGUGACACGGAUGUUAUUGCUUCGGUCGUAAGAACAUCUCGAAAACGUGCAAGCAAUAUUGAUCAUGUGAAUAAUCGAUCUCAAAAAUUUUGAAGAAUAUUAUAAAAUUGUAUUAAAGGAAAAAGAAGAAAAAGAUUUUGAGGAGAGAAAAACAAAAGUUUCGUGAAUCUAAUGAAGACUAUCAGGACGACGACGACGACGACGACGAAGAAAAGGCAAGAAAAACAUAAACGACGAAUUUUAUCGUCUCCUUUCUACAAAUACAUUUUGUACUCGUUGCAGAAUCCGACUCGAAGAAAAAACAUUCGAUUCGUGGUAGGAAGAGAGAACACGAAUGUAUUAUAUCUUCCGAUAACUUAGCGACGAAUCAAUACAGCGACGCAAUAAUUAUUCGAAAGAAGUAGACGAAAAGUGAAUCAACGAGACGAUAUUGCGACAUGCAUUCUUCACUCUCGCUCUCUCUGUUUUUACCAAAAGAUAAGAUCCAACAAAUAUUAAAGAAGAUGACAAAUGCAAUUUCGAAAAUGACGUUAUCGUGCCGGAAGUGACCUUCGAGCACCGGUACACAGAAUACCUACCAGAGGCAUCAAAAACAAAGUAGUACGAAGAAGAAACAAUAAAUGAAAAACGAAAAACAAAAAAAAAACAAAAAAAAUUUAGAGAGUCGUAUAAUCUGCAUGCUUAACUAAUGCCCCAUCGGUAAAUAGCGGUAACGGGAAUGAAAAAAAAAGCGAGGAAAAAAAAUGCAGUAAUAUAAAGGUCACGAACCAACGAUUAAUAUUAUAAUUGCGGGAAGAAAGCGUGCGAAAAAGAACAACAACAAAUUAAUAUUACUUGCGUAGAGACUCCCACGACCCGCGCGAUUUUUAGCAACUUUACCCAGACGCAAGUGAUAGACAUACGCAUGAAAAAAAAAAAAAAAAUAUAUAUGUAAAAACAAAACACUUGUCAAAAAUAUUAAGACAAAAAAGACCAGCUUGUUGUCGUUUUCCUUUCAUUUUCGUUUAUCAUUUAUUCUUGCUGUUUAUCCUUUUCUCGUUGUUCUCUCUGAAUUUCAGUACGUUACAACAGGAGUUGAAAAAACGCGAUGAUGUAUAAUGUAUUCGCGAUAACGAUACCUUUGUACCGCUAAAUAAGUUUAACGACAAUAUAUAUUUAUGAUCGCGCGCGAAAAAUGAAAUAAUGGAGAAGCCGGAAUGAAAUGAUGGUUGUUAAUAAUUUAUUAUUAUGCGUAUACGUAGCGAGAGUCCUGAAAAAAACACAAAACGUACUUCCAACUUGUGUUUCAUUCGUAUAUACAUUUUUAUUUUCUGCGUAAAGCGUAAAAAGUCUGGAUAUAAAUUGAAAAUGUAUUCAUAGCAAAACUUCGUAACAAGGUGCCCUUGCCAAUGGAAAAAUAAAAACCAUAUGUGGAAACAAAAAUAUACCGAGAAGUGUUCACAAGACUUUUCGCAGCCAAAAGAAACUUUUUUGGAAAAAUAUGCAAACUCGUUUAUCAUGAAGAAUACGCACAUUUCUUUCUGUUACAGCGAUGAACAUAUUUUUGAAAAAAAAAAAAACAAAAAAUCACGAUAAACACAGGACAGUUUGAUUUAGAAAAUGCAUGUACUAGUUAUUUGAUGUGCGACUACAAACAUGGGCGAGCGUGAUGACAACGUAAGAAAAUAAAAGUUAAAUAAAUGCGUAAUCGAAUUUAGUUGGUUAAUCUCACCGACAGUAAAACAAGAAAUACAGAUGAAUGAAUAAAUGGAUUUGAUGUUGA